GGCCAAAAGGAGCAGAUUGUUGUCAAAGGGGGCAAAACAAAGAGAACCCCCAUAACUGCACUGCAUAAUACUCUGUGUGUUUUCAUUUCGUGUGUGUGGGGGGCAAUGUAACAUCGCCAGCCGAGCCAGUGGAUCAAGGCCAGUGAUGCUAUCGUGCGAAGAACUUUCCUUCGUGGCUGCAGUGGAAAGCGUUCCCGGACCAUUAAAAGUGCACCACCGAUAGAGGGAACGAUCUCCAAACCAGCUGGCAGGCGGACAGAUAGACAGUUUUUUUUCUACUGCUCCUCUCUCGCUCGUCGGUCGAUUGCUAAUUGUCGAAUUGGUGGUGCUAGGGAAAGGGCACAGCGAACGAAAGAGAUAGAGAGAAGGGCAACUUUCAGCCUGUAGGGCCGUGCUUAUUACGUAUUAUUACAGUCUGCAUCGUGACGACGUGAAAUCUGCGGCCCCAAAGCAGGACCCACCAUUCCCAGCUAGGGGCAGUGCAUGUAGAGAAGCAAAAAAUGUCGUUUUAACGUGCGUGUGCGUGUUUGUGCGUGAAUGCAUUCGAAGUGCAUCGUCGUUGGGUGCAUCGCGAAGCGACGAUGAUGUGCGCUGCUGUUGCUGCUACUGGCAAGCGAGCCUGUGCUACGGAAGGGUUGCUUUGAUGCGGGCAGCUGCGAAUAGGCUGUGGUGGACAUUCACGGUGUCUGAGAGAGAUUGUUUGAAAGAAUGGAUCGCUGCUACCGUGGGUGCGGAAUCUCUUUGUUUGCAUACGCCGCUUUUGUUUACAUUGCGAAGAGUUGAAAGGAACGCACGGUGCAGUACAUACUACGCUACGACGAACUCUCGGUCAAGAACGGACGAGCGCCGAACGUCUGCAACGGAAAGGUACGAUCGGAGGAAACGAAUCCCCACCGCCUACUGAGGGCAACAUUGCACCACGGCAGCACGACCCUUUGUGUUUGCUGUCUGAACGAAGCAGGCAAGCCUUUGCGGAAAGCCCGGCCCAACCACACACAGCUGCCAUGAUGGCCGAUUUCGACGCAAUCUACGAGGAACAGGAGCUGUCGGAGGAGAACCACGAGGAAGCGCACGUACAGCUAGUUCCGGAUCCGAUUGUAAUCCGUGGAGCAGGCAAUAUGACAGUGUUUGGCUUAAGCAAUCGGUUCAACGUUCAGUUUCCAGCCGGUCUGGUUUCGCGCGUUGCACCGGAAGAGUUCAAAGCGACCGUGUUGCGGAUCAACGCCGUGCUAAAGAAGACGCUACCGGUCAACGUGAAGUGGCUGUUCUGCGGUUGCGUUUGCUGCUGCUGCACCUUAGGAUGUUCUCUAUGGCCUGUGAUAUGUUUAAGUAAGAGGACGCAGCACACGCUAAACAAACUGCUCGAGUGGGAAAACAGCCAUCUUUACCACAAGCUCGGACUGCACUGGCGCCUCAGCAAGCAGCAGUGCGACUCGAACUCGAUGAUGGAGUACGUGCUGCUAAUAGAGUUCAUACCGAAAACGCCAAUCUACCGGCCCGACUAGAUCUGGGAUGCACCUGGAGACGGAACGGUCCACGGCCGAAUGCCACGGUCGUCUGGUUCGCCGAGCCUCGGGGUGGCUGGCAUCCGAUUAUCAUUAUCGUUUGAUUUACUCUAGUAACACUACGGAAUACGUUUCACAAACACAGUCGCUAACACCCCACGGAGCAUAGGGCAGAUUUCGUGUUAACGAUCUUUAGUCAAUCAUUCAUAUCCAUACUCGAUAGCAAAAGGCUCGGCUCGGUUCUAUUUUAUUGUGUUUUAGUAAGGAGGUUAAGAAAGGUUAAGGAACAAAUCUAUCAAGCGCAUCGGCUUGAGGGAAAGUUGUAAUAAGCGUAAUAACAUUAAUAAUUAUAACAAAAAAGGGACGUUAGGAGUUUUGUAUAGUGUAUAGGAGAAGUUGUGGAACAGAGCCCGACACGGACCGUGGACAGUGGAUGCCGUCAUGCUGGCGGUUUGGAAAAGAUUGUGUUUUAGGAAGCAAAAUCCUGCGUGAGGCAACCCCUUAAAGAAAAACUGAGUAUUAGCCAAAAUAGAGUGCGCCACGCCCCGGUAACAGAGUAGGGUUUUCGUUUGUAAAUUGUUGAAGUAGAACAUUGGAGGACGUGUUUGUGUGGCGCCCGCGAAGGACGGUAGUACAUUUAUAGUUACCGUUUCGUCGAUGGUAUCAUACAAAAGCAAGGGUAUGUCUGCAUAUGAUUGGAACCUUCUCUCGACAGCUCACCCACGACCCUUCCGUCGAUCGCAUGUGCCAUCCAGUCCAGUCGGACGGAGACGGAGGAACUGUCCAAGCCAUUGGAGAGCAUGCACAAGUCUACUAAAGAAAACGCAACUUUAAAUAUGUGAUUUUGAAUUUUUCUAUGCUUCGUUAGCUUUACUGUGUUAUCUGUAGCCAGACAAGUUUUACUUUAGCCAUCAGUUUCGUGAAAAGAAUAGAGAAUAUUGUUCAGAUGUUCCGGUCAUACCACAAGUGUCCACAUGCUUAAAACAAUUCCGGAUAAUUGGUCGCAGGUGUCUUAGAUUGUUGUUGCAUCCAGAGGAAGCAGUGGGAUAGCAAGGGGCAGAGUUGGUGCGAACCGGAGACCUGCUGCUCAUAGGAUCCUCGUCGUCCAUGCAGGCUCGUCUACUAGGAGACGUCAUCGUCGUCAUGGUGAUUCUAAGUGAAAGGCUCUAAGGCAAAAUGAAAUGUUGAUGUAUCUCAAAACGCUCAUUGUGUUAAACAUGUGGACAUUUGUUGUAUGGCUAAACAUUGUACAAACUUUACCGUCACGCGUUCUUCAUUCUGGGGGUUAGUUUCCAAAAGUGGACAAGUGUGCUGUACAGAUUAGAAUCAACUUGCCGCACCGAGCAAGAGGAGCUUUCAACCCCACUCCUGUUUCUUUCCACUCUUGAUCAACCAGCAACGGCGCCUAAACACCCACAGAAACACAAAGUAAAUUGAACAAGUUGACAGAGCGGUGAAAAAUCCCGGGGAUGAACUAUAGUGUUAGGCUUUUUUAUACAGAGAUAGAGAGAAAAAGUGCUAGUGUAUGCGACAGCAAUUAGGGGUAACAAGUAAAUCAGCCGAUCAAGGACGGUAAUUAGGAAAAUCUGUUGAGGUAUCCCUUCUACAUACGCCUGUGGGGACUCUGCUGGGCGGUUGUUAUUUCAUCGAGAGAAAACUGUGCAACUGAAACGGGGAUAGGCAAAGGCUGAAGAGGCGCAGAGAGAGAGAGAAAGAGAGGGAAAGAGUACAAUGCAGUUACAAGAACGAGCCGUACGAAAUAAAAUGUUUUGAAAACUGAAAACAA
Messenger RNA from Anopheles stephensi (Asian malaria mosquito), 3291 nucleotides. Its product is annotated as cysteine-rich hydrophobic domain-containing protein 2. The record is from RefSeq and is a predicted model, not a curated record. NCBI's taxonomy places the organism in Eukaryota, Metazoa, Arthropoda, Insecta, Diptera, Culicidae. The coding region runs from base 1005 to 1505 and encodes 166 amino acids. The transcript is spliced from 3 exons.